AAGUGAAUGUCUAGUUCCCAGGAUAUAGAUUGAACCACCUGCAGACUGCAGCAUCUUCCAGAGAACAAUGUCGUCUCCGUUGCCAAGAAAUCUUCUAGCUCUGCUCCUCUUGACACUAACUCUUCAAACCUCUGAUGGGCAAUUUGAGGGAUGGUGCAUAGCUGAUGAGCAGACCCCAGAUGAUGAACUGGUGAAAGCGCUCGACUGGGCUUGUGGAAUAGGAGGUGCGGAUUGCAGCAAAAUACAAGUAAACAAGGCUUGCUACUUACCAAACACAAUAAGGGACCAUGCCUCUUAUGCCUUCAACAACUAUUAUCAGAAGUUCAAGAACAAAGGAGCUACUUGCUAUUUUAACUCAGCUGCAAUGAUCACUGAUCUUGACCCAAGUCAUAAUUCAUGCAAGUUUGAACAUCUUCUUUGAAUGAAGUGCACAACAAAAGGAUAAUAUUCCCUCACACGAGGGUGGGUUUCAGUGUAUGAGACUCACCCCAUGUGAGAUGCAAAUAGCAUUUUUCUAUAUGAAAUGGCAAAUGUCAUCAUCUUUGGUGACGUGUGCCAUAAUGCAUGCAAGUUUGAUACCUUCCUUGAAUGAAUUCAUCAAGUAAUUGCUGUAAAA
Alnus glutinosa is the source of this 616-nucleotide messenger RNA. Its product is annotated as glucan endo-1,3-beta-glucosidase 4-like. The transcript has 3 exons. Bases 68 to 421 code for a protein of 117 amino acids. NCBI's taxonomy places the organism in Eukaryota, Viridiplantae, Streptophyta, Magnoliopsida, Fagales, Betulaceae. The record is from RefSeq and is a predicted model, not a curated record.